AUGUCUGAAAAUAAUAAUGUUCGCUUGAGGCAAAAUGGACAGGCUGAGAGCGGAAUACCGAUUCAAGAAGAGUUGGACGACAAAAAGAAGGCAAGCCUUGUUAUUUUAUUCUCUUUAAAGGAAUUUCUACUUAUAUCAUUGAAAUUACAGGAAGUAAUUAUCAAAAAACGAGAAAACACACUCAAUGGAAUUUCAGCAUUUGUCUUGGCAGGAUUAACUCUAUUAUCAUUUGCAACUCGUUUUUAUAGAAUUGAUCAUCCAGCUCAAGUUGUCUUUGAUGAGGUUCACUUUGGCAAAUUUGCAAGUUAUUACCUUAAAAGAACUUAUUUUUUUGAUGUUCAUCCUCCACUUGCAAAAAUGAUGCUUGCUGGAAUGGGAUAUAUUCUUGGUUAUGACGGCCAUUUUGAAUUUGAUAAUAUCGGAGAUGAUUACAUAAAAAACAAUGUACCUUAUGUUGGUUUGAGAGCUUUACCUGCCGGUUUAGGCGCACUUUUUGUUCCUUUAACAUAUAUGAUUAUGAUAGAAUCCGGAUAUCCUAUAAUUACCGCGACUUUUGCUGCCUCUUUGGUAUUAUUUGAUAAUGCUUUUAUUUGUCAAACGCGUCUUAUCCUUCUUGAUUCUAUGCUUGUAUUUUUCAUGCUUUGCACUUUUUAUUCUUAUAUCAGAUUCUAUAAACUUCGAUCAAGGGAAUUUUCUAAUGAAUGGUGGCUAUGGUUGGUCGCAUCUGGAGUUUUCCUUGGGUUAACUGCAAGUGUUAAAAUGGUGGGAUUGUUUACGGUCAUGACUAUUGGAGUUGCUGUUCUUAUUGAUUUAUGGAAUUUAUUAGACAUAGAACGUGGGUUGACAAUGAUUCAAUUUAGGAAACAUUUUGCUGCACGUGCUAUUGGAUUAAUUGUUGUGCCAAUUUCAGUUUAUUUGUUUUGGUUCUAUAUUCACUUUCUCAUAUUGAACACAAGUGGUCCUGGCGACGCGUUUAUGAGUCCUGCUUUUCAGGAAACUUUGCAUGGAAAUAUAAUGAAUUUGCAAAGUUUUGAGAUAAGGUAUAAUGAUACAAUAACUUUAAAACAUAAGGAUACUUCGGUAUUCUUACAUUCUCAUCUUGAACGUUAUCCACUUAGAUAUGAAGAUGGACGAAUCAGUAGUCAAGGACAACAAGUGACAGGAUAUCCACACGAAGACAGUAACAAUCACUGGAGGGUUAAACCAGCAGAAAAUUUUUUUAACGUUUCAAGACCAGAGAAUGAUACGGUUAAACAUGGAGAUUACAUAUUACUUGAACAUAUUAAUACGAGCUCAAAUCUAUUAACACAUGAUGUAGCUUCACCACUUAUGCCAACUAACCAGGAAGUUACUACAUUGCCAACAGAUGAUAAGUCGCGUUAUAAUGAAACAGUGUUUCAAGUUUUAAUUAAUGAUGGAGAUUCUGAAACUAUAUUGAAGACCAAAUCAUGUUAUAUUCGUUUAAUUCAUUACGAAACUAAAGUAGCUUUGUGGACACACGAGUUAACUUUACCUGAAUGGGCCUUUAAGCAACAAGAAGUUAAUGGUAAUAAAAAUAAUGCCGAGAAAAGCAACUUUUGGUAUGCAAAUGAAAUUGUUGUAACAGAUCCUUUAGAGCCGAAGAAACCAACGAGAAAAAUACCAUUUUUAUUAAAAUAUUUAGAAUUACAAAGAUUAAUGAUAAGCCAUAAUUCUGGACUAACAAAAUCACAUCCAUAUUCAAGUGGACCAAUUAAUUGGGCAUUUUUAAUACGUGGUAUAUCAUUUUGGACAGACAAUGACAACAAACAACAAAUCUAUUUAUUGGGAAAUCCUUUUACAUGGUGGUUAGCUGUUGCUUCAAUGGCUGUACUUGUCGGAGUUUUAUUGGCCGAUGUAAUUUCAAGACGUCGUGGUGUUCAUCCUAUAAUGGAUCCCGUGAGAAAUCGAUUAUAUAAUUCAGGAUGUUUCUUCUUCUUAGCAUGGGUUUUCCAUUAUUUACCAUUUUAUUUAAUGGGUAGAUCAUUAUUUUUACAUCAUUAUUUACCAGCAUUAUUAUGUAGUUAUAUUGUAACAUCGGUCGUAUUUAAUUUCAUGUUUAUAAAAUUAAUUAAUUAUCCAGUAUCUGUAGUUGGUGGCAGUAUGUCAAAUAAUAGACCUAAAGUUAUUUAUCCAAUUUUAAAAGCAGGCGUCAAUUAUAUAUCAAUCGUAGCUUGCGUAAUAUUAAUUAGCAUAUCAUUUGGUGUUUAUUUAUAUUAUACACCUUUAACUUAUGGUACGCCUGGACUUGAUCCACUCGGUGUACAUAAUCGAAGAUGGUUAAGUACUUGGGAUUUACAUUUUCAGCCAAAGAAAGAUGAAAUAUAA
Molecule: messenger RNA, 2346 nt
Organism: Funneliformis geosporum
Lineage: Eukaryota; Fungi; Glomeromycota; Glomeromycetes; Glomerales; Glomeraceae
Source: the annotation of a GenBank genome assembly